AUGGUCUCUCCCUACGCUGAACUAUUAUUAUUCGGCCCCUCUCCCGCCCGGCGGCCCAGCCGCGGACACCCUCCGUCCCCGCCCAUCCCGGCGCCCUCGGGCCGCAGCGCCCUCGCGGUUCAGCACACGCUGCUGGGCCUGGGACCACUGAGCCAGGACUCGCAAGACGAGCUCCCCACCCGGUGGAGACCCCACUCACGUGCCUCGGCCACGCAGCGCGCACGAAGCUCCGUCGCGACUGAACGCGGGCAACGGCACUCGGGCACGGCCGCGCAGAGGACGCUGGGAAGAAGGUCCGGGCGGGAGAGCGCGCCUGGCUGGGGUGGGCUGAACGCGGAGAAGGGCGCUGCGGCACGACCGCGCAGAGGACGCUGGGGAAAAGGUCCGGGCCGCUCUGCCCUGGGCCAUAGCUGCGUGAACGCGCGGAAGGGCCCUCGGAAAAGGUCCGACCGAAAACGUGCCAGGCCAGUGCCAGGCACAGGAAGAGGGGCCGCAAGUCAUGUCGGAGGGGGAGCAGAGCCGUCUGUCGAGAGCCGCAAAAGCAAGCUAACACGCUCCCAGCCCGGCAGCCCGAGCCCGACGAGGGGCGGCAGGACCGCUCGGCGCCGCUCAGUGCCCCUAGGCUGCUGCGGGAGAGGACCCUUCCCCUGCAUCCUGCUAAGGCCGGUCGUCAGAGCGCGGCCUGGAUCGCAGGUCGAGGAGCCCGCCGGCCCAGGCCGCGCCCGCUCCCGCCCGGCACACGCCCAUCACCGCCCCGCACACAUCCCCGUUCCGCUUGGCUUCCGCGGGCCCUGCGCCGCCGGGAUCCCCCUGGCGGCCGGCGAGCUCACCCUCGUGGCACCGCCCUCAGCGCUCCCAGCCCGGCAGCCCGAGCCCGACGAGGGGCGGCAGGACCGCUCGGCGCCGCUCAGCCGGUCGUCAGAGCGCGGCCUGGAUCGCAGGUCGAGGAGCCCGCCGGCCCAGGCCGCGCCCGCUCCCGCCCGGCACACGCCCAUCACCGCCCCGCACACAUCCCCGUCUCAGUCCCGGCUCCACACACCCACUCCCCCGCACUCCCCCCCACCCCCGCCCCCGGGUCUGCAGGACUCCCAGGCGCUCGCGUCGAGGGAGACGCUGCGUGGCGACCUGCGCUCGGGACGUCUUACAGCACCGAGCAAAGCAAGAUUAAAAAGUUGUCCUCGCGACUCCGAGCUGAUUGCGGAAAACUCCGACAAAAUCAGUCUCUGCGUUUUCCAGCUGUUGCCCCGGCGCCCUUCUAGCCGCGCGGACCCCGAUGUGAGCAGCAAAGCCCCGGGCGAGUCACUUCCUACUGGGCCAACUGCUCACUCCUCCCGGGAACAACCCCCGCCCCCCCCACCCCAGUGCAUUUGGUAA
This is a messenger RNA of Physeter macrocephalus (sperm whale), 1374 nucleotides long. RefSeq names its product serine/arginine repetitive matrix protein 1-like. The transcript is spliced from 4 exons. Bases 1 to 1374 code for a protein of 457 amino acids. Lineage: Eukaryota; Metazoa; Chordata; Mammalia; Artiodactyla; Physeteridae. The record is from RefSeq and is a predicted model, not a curated record.